Messenger RNA from Chara braunii, 744 nucleotides. The record is from the annotation of a GenBank genome assembly. NCBI's taxonomy places the organism in Eukaryota, Viridiplantae, Streptophyta, Charophyceae, Charales, Characeae.
GGGAGCGCAGGCAGAGGUGCGCUGAUGCGGAAGCGGUAGCAGAGGGGGUGGAGGUGAGCGCUGGCGGAGGGGAGUGGAAAGGAGCGCAGGUGCAGGGAAGCACUGGCGGAGGGGAGUGGAAAGGAGUGCAGGCGCAGGGGAGCGGUGGUGCAGGAGAGCGCUUGCGAAGGGGUGCGCUGGCGGAGGGGAGCGGAGGGGAGCGGAGGGGAGCACUGGUGCGAAGAGCGGUGGAGGAGGGGGUGGAGCGGCGGUGGAUCGGUGGAGAUGGAGUAGGUAGCGCUGGCGGAGGGGAGGAGGGGAGUGGAGGGGAGCGCUGGCGGAAGGGAGGACGGGAGUGGAGGGGAGCGCUGGCGAAGGGGAGCGGAGGGGAGCCCUGGCCGGGGAGUGCGCUGGUGGAGGAGAGAGAAGGGGAGCGCUGGCGGAGGGGAGCGGUGGAGGAGGACGGGAUGGAGCGGAGGGGCCGCGGAGGAGCGGAGGCUGGGGAGGGAGGGGCGGAGGAGGAGGAGGAGGGGGGUCUUGGGGGAGGGGGGAGAGGCGGAGGAGGAGAGCGGAGGGGCCACUGACCUGAAUCUCCCAUUUUUGUGCAUCGUUCAUGCGUCGACGGUCAAACAUUGCAUGCCAAUCACUGUGCCCACCACAUCUCACGGCCUACCCGUGUCACCGGCCAACCACUCACCACAUCCAACGGCCGACUGCAGUCUCUCUCUCUCUCUCUCUCUCUCUCUCUCUCUCUCUCUCUCUCUC